AUGGAUGCCGAUCCAGGGUGCGGUUUCAAGGGGGGUAGGUUGGGCGCGGUAGCAGGGAUCAAUCAAAAUCGGCACGCAACCGAUAGGUCCGCUGAAGCUGCCCCUUCAGCAUCGUCCACUUCUCCGCCUAUCAGGGUGGAUCUAUCUUCUGGCCUGAUCCCAGUGCUAUCCACGCAAACAGCAGAUUUCGAAUUCUGCGAUACUACCGGCAUUGAUCUCCUAUCCUCAGAUGACGUGAGCGCCCUAGACGGCUCUACUAGCUUGAGACAAAUGACCCCAAGGGGAUGCAACCUCCUUCCUCAAAAGACCGAGGACACCACCGGUCAGGGUAACGCUUGUGUGGAGCAGUUGUGUGAGAUUAUGGUAAACAUUCUAUAUCAGACACCAAAUAGCUUUGAUUUUGGUAAACUCAAGAAGCAUUUUUAUGAUAAAGUAAAGGAAUUGGUGGACAAACAUCAAAUCGAAGCGAAGCGAAGCGGGGAUAAGAUGUCGAGUUUGCGCAUGAAAAUGCUAGAGGAUCGUCUCCGUUUGCGGAGCAUCGAGAAAGGAUUGCAUGAAAACUACAGCUCCGAUGUUAAAGGCAAGGCAAAUGAGCUCUUAGAUCGUCGUUCUAAGGAGGUAUACAACGAGAACCUCGAGUUGGUCCGAGAGAAGGUGCUUCUCGCAAAUGAUGUCAAGCUCGCACGUGACAGAGAGCAUGCCCUAGGCGAAGAGAACACAGCUUUGCGUCGUGCUGUGGAUGUUAACACGUCAAUUGAAUCGGAUUUGAAGGAAAAGUGUGUCCAGUACAAGAAGGAAAUUGUCAAACUCAAGGAACAGAUUAAGUCUGUCGAGGAUUCUAUGGAAAAGGUCUCUGGGGAUUAUGAGGCGCGCCUAGUCCGGCAGAACGCUCAGCAUGCGAAGCAAAUCAAAGCGCUAACGAAGGAAAGAGAUAGUGCUAGGUGUGACGCGCUGCAGCUAAAUGCGGAGCUCAUUAAGUUACGCAAAGCUUCUGCACAGGUGUUAUCUCAGCGAGGGGAGCUGGAGAACUUCUUUUACGAGGCUCUUAAUGAGGUCAAGGCGCAAGUCGUCUACGAGCGGCAGCAGCAGCUCCUGACCACCCACACCAAAAGCAUAUCCGAACGCGGUACUGCUCCCCAGGGAUCGAUCAACCCCUCUAGACACACCCACUCCUCCGCACUGCGGAUCGAGAAUCAGCGCUUUUUACAACUCAUGGGCUGCUCCAGAACCCAUCCGACCUCAAGCCCCCCUUCCCAUCCCACCAGGGAGUACGGCGAUGGGGUUUGUGGCCGCACCGAUGACCCGUCCGCGGUGCCGGCCGCCCAGGGGAAGUCUCGUCUUAGAAGCCCUGCGGAGAGUAGCACCGGCGUGAAGGCUCUUCCCCCAAUUCCGCAUGGCGCCACAUCGGGUUCUUCGCAGGAUCCGUUAUCCCAGCUGUGCUUGUUAGAGAAGGUAGAAGCCGCAUGGGUCCACCCCCCCCCCGGGCCACAAGGGGGGGGGGGAUCUUCCUGCCAGGAGCGUAGCGAGUUCGCUAAGGCUGACGCGUUGCCGAGCGGCUCGGGUGGCGCCACAUGGAAGAUGAUCCAUCAGGUGGACGUAUCGAAGCUGAGCUGGCCGGACAAGGAGCGAGUGCUUCUGCUUCUCUUUGAGCGUAUUCGGGCCCAGCGGCAGCGGUUAGCUCGAAAGGCUCUCCUCCAAUCCAAUCAAAAGAUGAAUAGUGAUGCAGCAAAGGAUGAAACGAUGGAUCAUCCGACGUCGCGAGACGAAAACAUGCCAAAAUCAACCCUUUUUAUUACAGAAACAUGA
Molecule: messenger RNA, 1806 nt
Organism: Phytomonas sp. EM1
Lineage: Eukaryota; Euglenozoa; Kinetoplastea; Trypanosomatida; Trypanosomatidae
Source: the annotation of a GenBank genome assembly